AGGAACCAAAAAUAAUUAUGUAGAACAAGGUACGAUGACAAGCAAAUGACAACUUUUCAGAAUUUGUCACUAAGAAAUCAUGCUUGGAGGGAAAAGUUACGAGCAAUGUGUUUAAAUAUAUUUUUGCUGGGUUGGUCCUUUCCUCCUGGUUUGGAAUUGAUCAGAAUAGAAAUGAAUCUUUAAUUUGGUCAGGCCUCUUGAAGUGUGUUUAAAACGUAGACAGAGGGGUAGUCUCACUGAAUACAGUGUUUGGCUGUGACGGUUCUGGCCGAGAGCCUUUUGUUAGUAUGCAGCACGGCCCUGUUUGAUGGCUGAUCUGUACUUUUAAUACCUGGCAUCCUGCUAGCAACAUACUGUAGUGUAUAAUUCUGCCCUGAGUGCUUACGUUGGAACAGGCUUGGAGCAGUGGGGGUGGCGAGGGACGGAAAGCUGGGACUCGUAGUUCACAGCUUGGGCUGUGUAGCAGGUCAAAUAGCAUUUAAGGACUCUACAUCCCAGAGUGCCUUGCCCUUGGCCAUACAGAAAAGGGAACAGCUGCCAGCCUAUCCCAGCAAGGAGGUGUGGUGAGUGAGCGGCUGUCAAGCCAAUCACAGACGAGGAAGAUAUGCAAGAGCAGUGGACUGAAAAUAGAGGGGGGGAGUAGGUGUCUGCUUGUGUGGAAUCAGGCAAGGGCUUGCCUGUAUGACUAGGGCCACUCAGAAGUUUCCUGUCUGCAAAAGCUCCAGUACUGAGGCAGCAGGCAGGGCCCUACCCAGACACGGAGACAGGAGAGCCGCAGGGCCUGGGGAAGGGACACGUGCUUCUGCCCAGCUGACAGGCAGACGGACAGACGGCAGGACGGACACGCGGGCGGCGGCUGUGAUUGGCGGCUCUGCGGCAGGCUGGUGGAAGAUGUCGUUGGGAGCCGGCGGAAGGGGCGGGCGGCGGCUCAGGGGCACUGGGGGUGGAGGAGGAGGGAGAGAGGUGGCGGAGGAGGGCCUGGUGGGCAUCCCCUUCCCCGAGCACAGCGCAGACAUCCUGGGCAGCCUGAACAAGCAGCGCCUCAGCGGCCUACUGUGUGACGUGCUCCUGGUCAACCAGGAGAAGGAGUUCCCCGCCCACCGCUCGGUCCUGGCCUCCUGCAGCCCCUACUUCUACAAGCUGUUCACCUCUGGUCCAACUGCCGACCAGCAGCACGUCUACUCCAUCGACUUUGUGGCGGCCGAGGCCCUAGGCGCCUUGCUGGACUUUGCCUACACAGCCACGCUGACCGUCAGCCACAGCUCCGUGGGAGACAUCCUGGCCGCUGCCCACCUGCUGGAGAUCUCGCCCGUCCAGGAAGUCUGCACUCACCUGCUGGACACCAAAGUGCUCUCCCCGCCGGCGGGCAGUGAGCGAGGAGAAGAAGAGGAUGAUGAUGAGGAGGAGGGGAAAGGUGGAGGAGGAGAGGUGGAGCAGGGGAAUCGGCUGCGGGCCCAGGAGUAUCUACAGUACUUCCAGAGAGGGGCCCACUGGAGCAGCAGCUGCAGCACGCCAGAGCUCAGGGACAUGCCCACAAACCUGCACUUUAAUCAUGGCAAUGGGGCCCAAAGCAACGGGGCCCCCGGGGGCCCCAGAGAGUACUACUCUCCCCUGGACCUCGCCCUGACCCAGGCCCCCACACAAGACGCUGAAGAUGAAGAGGAUGAGGAUGAGGAGGACGAAGGGGAAGUGGAGCACUCUGAAAGUGGCAGGGACAUGCUGGCCUGGGCCAGGGGUAACGGAGGGGGGCCAGGGGCCUCUUUCUACGUCCCAGCCCAGAACGGACAUUUUUACCUCCCAACGAAGCCCAAACUGGAGAUGGAGGAAGAGGGGGAGGAAGAGGGGGGGCGGGAUGGAGAGAGGGGCUCGGCCAGCGCCCUCCUGCAGAAGAUGAUGGACUCCAUCGAGAGGCAGAAGGAGCGGGCCGCGGCUGGGGAGGAGCUGGGGGAGGGAGAGGACCCGGACGUGGAGUUUUACUUGAAUUACUUUAACAGCACGCAGCACGAAGAUGCCGCUGCCGCCGUCUCACAGGGACUGCUGCCCCUCUGGACGGCACGGGGCGGCUCUAGCCGAGAGAGAGAGAGGGGGGGGGGAGAGAGGGGAGGAAAGGGAGGAGAAGAGAGAGGGGGCGGAGGGGAGAGGAAGAUGCGCUCCAAGGCCUUCCAGAAGUGCCCCAUCUGCUCCAAGGUCAUCCAGGGUGCAGGCAAGCUACCCCGCCACAUCCGCACGCACACGGGAGAGAAGCCCUAUGAGUGCGCCAUCUGCAAAGUGCGCUUCACCAGGCAGGACAAGCUCAAGGUUCACAUGCGUAAGCAUACGGGAGAGAAGCCUUACCUGUGUACGCAGUGCGGUGCUGCGUUCGCCCACAACUACGACCUGAAGAACCACAUGCGCGUGCACACAGGCCUGCGGCCCUACCAGUGCUCCAGCUGCUUUAAGACUUUUGUGCGUUCAGACCACCUGCACCGCCACCUCAAGAAGGACGGCUGCAACGGCAUCCCCUCCCGCCGCGGCCGCAAGCCUCGUGUGCGGGACCCCGGGCUCCUGGAGGUCCCGGUGGGGCUGGCGGGCCCCGGCCCUCGGAGUGGCAGGGGGAGACGGCGCAUGGAGGCGGCUUCAGCUGCGGCGGUGGAGGGGGCCUCCAGGGCCCAUGCACACAGUCCUCAGCCCCAGGAGAUGGCAGGGGAGCCGGGGGACUGAGACAGGGAGGGACGCUGGACGCCAUAUUCAUACUGGGACCCUGAGGGGCUGCCACCGAAACCAAGGGAGAAAAGAACACGCUAUGAACAACGGCAAACAAAAUAAACACAACAACUAACUAUUCCUCUAUAUACCAAAUCAGGGUGUCACCAAUCUAAUAUUUUCCGUUUAUUUUAUCCCUUUGCUUUAGGAAACAGAGUAGACACACACACGAGUCAGCGUUCUGUUAAAGAGCAAAGAACGCUUCAAAUCACACCUCCAUGAUGUCUCCUUUCUGGGUCAUUUCUGCCUCAUCUGGGUUUCUGUACAUUUGGCAAAAGUGCUUAAGCUUAUGUAUAACCAAACAACAGACAAACCUGAGAAACUAUGCAGUUAAAAUAGAUUCUAUUGGUUUGGACUUCAUAGCCUUCAAACUUUGAGGUGUCCCACAUCUAUUGGCUGCUGCAUUGGUGAACGGAGUGUGAUCUCUCAUAUUCAGAUGGAAAGCAACCGAUCUUUUUCUAUUCUUUUGCAUUUCUACAAUGUACAGUUACUAUAGAAAUAGUAGUAUUGUCAGAAUAUGACAAUAUAUGCAAGAUUAACUCAACCACACCUCUGAUGCAGAAAUAAUCAUUGUUUUCAAAUGCUCCAGAAAGAAUCAGACAAGGAUUUGAUUUAAGUGUCACUUACUCUUUAAAAUAUAUUUUUUAAAUCUAUGGUUCAUCUUUUUAAAAUGUUAAAUGUCGAGUUGAAUCCACGUUUGGGGGGGCUCUUCCAUUGCAGGGGUAAGGACCGCAAGAGCAGGGGGUGUGUUUCUAAAGCACUACUAUGGUCAUGUUGCCAGGUGACCACGUCGUUGACCACCAAUCACAACCCUGACAUUUCAGCCUUUCUAUUUUCUUUUUGAUUUGUCUUCAUUUUUUCCCGUUUGUUUGUUUCUUGUUUGAGUUGACUGCUUUGGGUACUUGACACUUUACAUUUGUAUACAUGUAGAUACGUUAGGCGGUGAUUAUAUUGGUCCCUUUUUAAUGCUGAGAUAUAUUAGCCUACCAAUUGGGGUUUCCUUCAGCUUGAUGUCAGAUUUCUCACAGAGUGAAGCUUGUGGGUGAAAGAGAAAAGAAACUGUAUGAAUGUUAGAGUAUAUUGAAUUGAGAAACCCAUUGGUCCUAAACUUAACACUUGAUUGAGAUGUAUAGAGUUGCUGCCCAAAGAAAGAAGAGUUACUAGCUAUGUGCUUAACUUUGUGCAGUUCUGACAGAAUCUUCCCUGGCGUGAGGAGAGAGGGCAGUGUCUAACCAGCAGCAGGUUGAAAGAGACCAAAAGCAGGGAUAGACAGAGAUGAGAUGAGCACCUUUUUUAUACGUUUGCACAGCUUUACUAAAGAUAUCCCAACAGGGAGAUGUAUAUUUAAAGGGGGUCGUCAGGGAAAGGAGGUGUGUAAUAGUGCGUAUUCCAAUCUUUUUUUUGUCCUGGGGACCACGAAAACCGCGAGGCAACCUGUGUGGUGAAGAGAGCAAUAAAUACCUGUCCAAGUUGGAAGGCCAAAUAAGUGCGCAGCUGGGUGU
This is a messenger RNA of Oncorhynchus nerka (sockeye salmon), 4244 nucleotides long. Its product is annotated as zinc finger and BTB domain-containing protein 7A-like. The record is from RefSeq and is a predicted model, not a curated record. NCBI's taxonomy places the organism in Eukaryota, Metazoa, Chordata, Actinopteri, Salmoniformes, Salmonidae. Gene Ontology annotation, biological process: regulation of transcription by RNA polymerase II. Gene Ontology annotation, molecular function: protein binding; DNA-binding transcription factor activity, RNA polymerase II-specific; RNA polymerase II cis-regulatory region sequence-specific DNA binding.